Messenger RNA from Diabrotica virgifera virgifera (western corn rootworm), 16285 nucleotides. RefSeq lists its product as uncharacterized. The transcript is spliced from 7 exons. The record is from RefSeq and is a predicted model, not a curated record. NCBI's taxonomy places the organism in Eukaryota, Metazoa, Arthropoda, Insecta, Coleoptera, Chrysomelidae. Bases 513 to 4487 code for a protein of 1324 amino acids.
CAUGUGAAGUGCAUCGCCGUAUACUCCACACCGAACACGAGCCUCCUAUUGGUCGAGAGAGUCACGUGUCGGCGACUACACGUCCGCUACCACAGCAACUUGUUCAUUGUUUUUUAUUGUCACGGAAUCUUGGUCUUCGUUCUGUCGUUGCCAUAGCAAACGAACAAUCGCCUUUCGAUACAAAUAAACAAGCUGUUAAAGGUGUGAUGGCAGAGACAGGUAACAAAAACCGGGGGUGCAAUCACGAUUUACUGACAGAAAUCCAUCAAAAAGUUGAAAGUUCGUGUCAGAAAACGAGGAGUGUGUGAAAAAAGUUUCCAAUUUCGAUAAAAUUCGCGUUUUAAAACUGAUUAAAUCGGAUUAAGUGGACUGAUAAUUUCGCGACGUAGACAUUUAAAAAUGUAGGUGAGAUAGUUCAUCGGUAAAAUCUGGUAGUGCGUGUCGUUUACGUUCCGAAAGAAAGUGUUUCUCGGGUUAAAUGAACCUUUGAAAGUGUCGUGAAUGUCGCAAAGAUGGAAGAGAUCGCCUUCAGCGAUUGGCCGGGACAACCUGUGGAUUUGAACGCUGGAAAUAACCCAUGGUUACCAGCCUAUGGAUAUACGGCGCCGACUACGCUCCUGGAACGUGAGGAUUUCAUUGGGAAUCCAGAUGCCGAAUACUUCCUUCACAGUGGCUUUGGUCAUUAUAUGUAUUUGGAGACCAUUUUGGAAGAGACUUCCGAUGAUCUACGAUCGGAGAGUGACGCCGAUUCUCGGGGAUCCCCCGUGGGCUGGUUAGCGACUGACUCUGAGACCGGAUCUGUAAUCUGCAUCGAACCUCCAGAUGAUGCAGAAUGCGACUCUGACCGCGAACUAGCUUGCCCAGCCAAACGUAGAAAACAAGAUUUUUUUCUAAAUUUGCCAGUUCCCGAAGAAGAUUUAAACUCUUUAAGUCGCUCCAGCAGUUUGCUUCAAUUCGAAACGCUAGAAAAACAAUGCCAAGAAAACUACCCGAGCUCUCCAAGUAUCUAUUCCCAAUUUAGCUUCGAUUCCUUGGAAACCUCCAACCGCAAGAACAAUCUAAGUCCGGAUAGCUUGAACAGUCCGAAGAGUGAAAGCACUGAAGAUGAAACUGAUUACUAUAAAACAUUAAAAAUUGACGUACCCACUAGGGUAAAAAGAAGCAACGAUAGUUUGCUGUUUAGUGCUCACCGAUCUUCUGGAUCAGAUACCAGCGAAAGUGACGUAAUCGACAUUUCGAGGUCGUUUGACAAUCUGAAGCCUUGGAGGAGCUUCGACAGUUUGCCCGUCAUCAACAAAAACAUUCGAGACAAAGUUUCUGCGGAAAAUUUGAGCGAAGACAGUGGAUACAGCGAUCACUUAACGAAAUCUUCGAGUACAAAUAGUUUUAAGUCUAAGGAUGAGGUUAGGGUUCAUACUAUGAAAAAUUAUUCGGAAAGGAAGAGUUCCUAUGUUGGAUUUUCGGCUUAUGAUGGGGAUGUUCUGCAAGAGAAUUUCAACGGCAAUUUCGGCGUAAGCUAUCAAGACCUGACGAUCCUCCGGGACCCCGAUCUGGACAAUCUGAAACCCUCCCCGCUGAUCGAGCAUUUCAUCAAACACAGAAAACAUCGUUCCCUACCAGUUAACGACUCGACCGCCUUGUCAUCAACGAAAACUUUAAAAUUAGACUCCAAACGGGAAUGCGCAUCUAAUUUUAAACCAUCUUCAAGCAGCGAACCCAACAUAUUAACAGUAGUAGACAGUCAGCAAAAUUCAACGAGUAAUAUUUGUGUGUCUAGUGUACCAAAGGACUUGAAUUUCAUUAGUGAUUUUACGAAAAGUGUUUCGAGGCCAAAUAGUGAUUCGGUCGCGUUGAAAAAUUGGAAUUUGGCCGAUUUUCAGCCGGGAAAGUGUAAUGAAACUGACCUAAUCGCCGAAGACAUGGCACAAUACAAAAGAGAAGGUAGUUAUGCCGAAGCUAUCAGCAAUUCACAGUAUAAGAGGGAAGGAAGCUAUGCGGAGGCUAUGGCUAAUAGAGUUGAUCUCAGCGAUGACGAACAUAGUUUGUACAACAGGAAAAAGCCAAAAUUGCCUAAAACACCUAUAGUGGAAUUCGAUAAAAAAGUACUUAAAGCCAUCUCCGAACAAAGUUUGCAAAAUAGCAACCAAAACCUACAAGAAACUAUCAUCUACGUACCAACACCUGUUUUCGUAACUCCACAACGAAAUGUAGUUAGUACUCCAAAUUUAGCAAUCGACAAAAUGGAACCAGAUGAUGAAAUAUGUUACGAAGAUGAACGCACAAAAUCAUCUCUAGACUUAGCCCGAAAAGGCAGUAUCAUCAAAUCUAGCACCAGUACCAGCGGCUUAUCAGACGCUGAUGAUAAACCUCUGGCCUCUGUUCGCAGUUUUACCGGUUCUACCAACUCUAAAGGAGUUCACUUUUCUCCGGUAGUAUCUGAGGUGAACUGGAAAGAUGACUCGGUGUCUACUGUUACACCGGAUCGGGAAAGUAGUUAUAGCUUAGGUAGCUCUUCGCCUGAUAGGAGUUCGCCUCCCAGGGAGUUAAUUAAACCUAAGGCAGUGCGGUUAACUUCUUCGCAACCGGAUCUAUCUGAUGAUAGCAGCAAGAAGGAGUUUAUAACCAAUUUGAAGAAGUUUAGGGCGGAAGUUAGUAAGAGCCAGCCAGAUGUGGCCAAAUUUAGGAGAAGAGGCAGCCAACUGAUAAAGAAGGACAAGGACGGCACGGUGGUCAAAGCCUACAUAGACCGCGAUGGUAUUCAAUACAAACACACGCACUUGGACAUCGGCAUGGGCUUUGGUCACAACACUCAAACUGCAACAGCUGCUCAGCCCCACUAUGUCGAAAAACCAUUCGAAACGAGCUUCAGCGGCGCAGGACAGCAUAAGAGCGCUUUCAAAUCGGUCUCGGCUUCUUCAGUCAACAACAUGGAAGCGCGCGAUAUACACCGCGAAGUAGCCCAUGCGCAGAAAGAUGCGAAACAAUCGAAAGCGUCGGGCAAGCUCGGCGGGUUUUUCUCGAGAUUGGCGAGUUUCCGGUUCAGCUUGAGGAAAGGGGCGGAAGAAAAGGCGAAAUUGAAGAAGAAGAAAAAUGAGACUGCCUUGACAGGCGCGGGACAUGUGCCAGGCACGAUAAUGACUCCCCAGCAACGCGUUGCCACCAAAUCAGAUUACAUCUACAUCCCCCUGAAAGGUCCCACGUCUCCAAACAAUCAAACGCUCUCUGGUAGCGCUCCGUUCAACAACAACGACGCCUCCCCUAAAUCCAACUCUGUCACGUCGAAACCGCCGCUGCCCAAACAGCCGCCUCGCGUCGUCCACGCAAGUGUCAAACCGUCGGCUGCCGCCUCCAGCGCGGCGGACAGGCAACAUCGCCCAGACACGCGACAACAGCGCAGGCGGACUAUCGAUUCCACGUCUGGUGGUUGCCCACUGCCAAUGGAGCCCAUGGGGCUUAUUGAAACCGAUUUAGAUACGGAAAUUACCGUUAUUACGAGUGGUGCCAAUGUGAAAACUAGAAGUUUGUUGGAUUUGGGGGCUCAACCCCAUCGGUUGACUUUGGCCAGGGGGGACGGCGAACAAGGUCCCGAACACCAUCCCCAAAACAGACCGCACAAGUCCAUGGAGUUUCUUCUGGAUAAACAGAAUCUCAAGGUCGUCGAGCCGCCUGAAAAUGAACUCCAAAAAGGGGAGAGAGUAAUGUCUGAACACCAACUUCGGGUCCAGCGUUCCCUACAAAAACUAACAAUUCCCGACUGGUACAAGCAAUCACCGGUACCCCGCGAAGGUUUCCUACUUAAAAAACAAUCCCCACGCGAAACACGAUGGAACGGCACAGGAAGCAAAACGACAUCUUUGAGCAGUCUAGGAUCAAAUACAUUUUCACCCAUUCUUUCCCCGACCCCGCUAAGUCAGCCUUUUGUACGGUGGUCAACGUCGAAGCUAAAUUCAACAGCGUCGUCACCUUGCGCAUCGACGAGGUCUAGUUUUAACACAAGGCAGCCCAACGGAAGCAUCUCGCCCUCUUCAGUUAGAUCUAGCUUCAGCUACAGACAGCCUUACUUAGGUUGGAGGUCACAAGAGCGUCUCAGCAGACCUAGAACGCCUGCGGAACGACUUGCCAGCUCGCUGUUAUCUGCCCAGGGCACCCCUCCACCACAACCACAAGAGAGUCCGGAGAUACAGACCUCCAUCAAGGAAGUGACGUCGGCUAUCGUGCACUACGUCAGCGGACUGAGGCCAGAAGAUGCUAGAGAUAGAAGUUACGAUAGCCAAGAAACUGCUAGUCAAAGAUCUAGUUCGGUGAGCCCUAGGGGUAGUCAGAAGCUCUGUUGGUUGGAGAGCAGUUUUGUAGGGACAAGACCGUUGGAUUCACCACAGACGCCUGUGACUUUAUCCGAAAGCCAAAGUCAUACACCGAUUUCAAGUACGAAACUUAGGCUAGAUUUACAAACGCAUAAUGGUAAGUCGGUUACAGCUUCUUCGUAAGUAGGGCUUAAGGAGUGCUAUAGAGUUUCAGUAAGCUUUGCUACAAAAUCUUCGUUUUAACUUUCUAUAAUUAUUAAAUUACUGUUCGGGCUUUAAGUUUUAAAGUUAUAAAUCUUGGAUUCAUUAAGGAGUAGCAAGAAAUGUUACAUUAGAUAUUUAUUUAUUCACAACACAAUUUUUUAUUAUUUUUGUUAUUCAUUUAGUGAAUUUUAAGGAAAAUUUUAAAGGUAAAAACGGAGAUUUUAUUAGCUGACUGGAUAUUUUUAAAAUGUAAAUUCUUGUCAAACAGUAAACAAACAUUAUUUAUUUCGUGUGCGUUCUAAAUAAUAUGUAAAUUUUAAUAACAAUUAAUUAAUAUUUAAAUCGGAAUAGAAUCAGAUAGUAUCGAUGUUUAUUUUUAACAAAAUUGGAUAUUUUUAGUUCAUUGCUGUAUUUUUAUUCAUUAAUUUAUUUAUGAAUGUAGUACUAUGAUAAAAACUGCGAUUUAUUACUAGUACUCUUAUUCCCAGUAUUAUUUCUUGGAGUUCAGUAUUAAACAAAAAUCUUUUUAAAUAUAUUUUGCAAUAAAAACAAAGAUCAUUUUAACAUACUAAAAAUAGUAAACAAUAAUUCAUUAACUAGAUUGAAAAUUAACUUGUUUGCUGUCAAAACUAGACAAGUGACAUGUAAACAAUUGUACACAAAGUUAAAUACUUUUAGACUAUCAUAUAGCCGACCUUCAUUAGUGGAGAAGGUCCUAGUACAAGAAGAAGAAGAAAAGACAUUUAAUGACAUUUGGUAGUUGAAAGUCUAGGAAACAAUAAGUAAGCCAAAAUCAUUAGAACUCUGCUAAGCUCAUCAGAUUCCAGUUGAAAAUAUUCAUUUUUACCUAUGGUUAUUCGAGUUUCGACUCAACAUAAUUUUUAUUAGUGAAUGAUGAGUCUCGCACUUAAAAGAAAGAUUUCCGAAUCAGUUUAAUGAGUCCCUCACCUCGAAUUACUGAAAAUCUUGAAUCUGGAAAUCAAUAAUUGUGCCACACUAAUUGUGUUUUUAAUGACAUCUACCUUCCUACCUUUUUAUUCUUUACCAACCUUGUUUUUAAACAUAAUUUGCUAGUCACAAAUCCAAUAGUACAAAAGACAAAUAUUACCAGUUUGCUAAUAAAUAAAUAUCACCUACAGUCGGAAAAAUGAAAGAAUACCCAUGAACGAACCUAUAAAACACGCUGUAUUUUCCUGUCACCGUGUCACAAAAAAAAUUGUCCAGUGCAAGUACAUGUAACAAUAAUUAUUACAUGUACUUGCGCUGCCCAAUUUUUUGUGUGACACGGUGACAGGAAAAUACCUCGUGUUUUAUAUGUUCGUUCAUGGGUAUUCUUUCAUUUUUCCUACUGUAAGUCUGUUUGUUAUCCAUCGAAUUAAAUAAUUUUAUUGUUAUUUUGAUUUACUUUGGCAAUGAGUUUACAUUUUUCGAGUUUACUAUUUGUCUGUAUUUUAAAAAUGUUAUAUUUUACUACGAAUUUUUUUAUUCUAAAAGACGAAUCUAUGGAGUCGUGAUAUUUUAUUGAUGGCAAUAAUCUACAGAGUGUUAGCGAUGCAAAAGGUUUUCUUAUCUCAUAAGUAGUGGUCAGUUUUAUAUUAUAUGUAUUUAAUGAUAAAAACCGUGGAAAACCAAAAUAGUAUGUUCUUUUUAUACUAAACAGUAUCUAUUAAUAUUAAAGAAAUUGUAAUUCUAAUUUUUAUAACUAUUUUACGCUACCAAAUUUUUAAUUUUUACAAAUUUUAGAUUAUCGGUUACCUUUAUCUACAUAAAUGUUGUUUAUUGUUUAUUUUAUAUUCAGUCUGUGUAAAUAACUUGUCAUUUUUUUGUCAAAUUUUCCUCGUUCUUUUAGUUAUUGCGUCCACGUUGGGCGCCAAUUUGUAACUUAAUUAAAGUUUUAUUGAUUCUUAAGAAGUCAGAACUUCACAAAAAGAUACAAUACUAAACGGAAUAUGUAUGUUACACAAAAUCCAAGAAAUGUUUAAUCACUUCAACAUUAUAAACUAUUUCGAGUAAAUAAAACUUUUGUAUGUGCAGUCGAGAGUUAUUUGGAGAAGUUUGUUAAUCUAGAGGUAGUUAGCUCUGUUCUUACUGUCUCAGUUCUAUGGAAAAUGAAGUUGGGUGUAGCAGCGAUGCACUCUAUAUAGUUAUUAUAAUUAAUACGUACGCAGAAUGAUUAUUUACAUAGACAAUACAUAGCGGUAAUAGGAGUACAGGUAAUCAAUAAUUUAAUAGUUUUUAAAAUUGAUGAGUAGCGUUAACUAUUUAUGAAAAGCCAAUGUUCAUGUUACAAAACGUUAAGACAAUAAGUUAUUUAGCUGUCAACAAUAAUUGCUACAAUACUAAAACAGAUUUAUUUACUUCUGUCUCAUCAAAUCAAUAUAUUGAAAGGAUUAACCUAGUAGCUCCCCUGUUUAGCGAAUAUGCUGUAGUGAUUUCAGUUUAUUUAUACACCAGAUAUAAAACUGACCAUUGCUACGUGCUAUUUUAUGUUUUUUGUUCACAUCCCUGCCUUACAGUUUCACGCCUUCUUCUUGGCGAAAAGGUAUUAAAAACGGUUAAAAAUUUUAAAUUUUAGACACUAAUUUAAAUAGCUACUGUAAAUGAUGGAAUAUAUAAAGAAAAUGGAGUAAUUUUUAGGCUAUUACGUAUCGUUUCAUUAUGGUAACUACACAGGCUCUACAUCGUUACAGAAAAUUGUUUUGCGAUGUUGCCAUUUACAUAUAUUUAUGUAAAUUUAGGUAAUAAUUCUAUGUUGAUGGAAACAACAAUCCUUAAAAUAUUUGGUUUUCUUUUUUAUACAUUUAUUUUAAUACCUUUUCGUCGGUCAUUAAAUGCAAAAAUUUAGUUAGAUCUGCACUUUUAAUUUAUAUUUUUAGUUUUCUGUGUCUAGGUAUUUUGAAUUGUUAUGAAUGUUCUGUCAUUUUUAUUUAUGGUGCUACAUUGUAUUUUGUGUUUUAUGUAUUAUUUUUAUUUUUUUUUUAAGCUUAGCGGGCGGUUGUGUUUGUUAUGUGACAUUUCAUUUAAUUUUCGAGUUAAGGUAACCAUUUUUAUAUGUUUAGUUUUCAAAAACUUGAAAAUAUUUCAAUAAAGAUACAGUUACUCUAUAAUAAUAAAGUAACAUAAUUACAAUCGUGACCAAUAAUUAGGUGUAGUUGGGUAAAAUUAGCCUAACGUACAUACUAUUCGCCAUUUUACUAAUUACUCAAAUUUUAAAAUUUCCUCUCGGUUGUGAUUGGAAUUUGAAUGUUAUUGCACCAUAAUGUAGAAUUUCAUCCCUUUACCGAGUCUUCUUGAUUAAUAUGGACGUCAAACUGUUUCAAUUGGUAAAGUUUUUGAGCGUCUAGUUUAUGAAAAGUUAAUCUGCCUACCGACCAGUUUACUUUCAAAUACUUUACAGAGUACUAAAGACUGUCAAAAUUAAGAAUGACUUUGAAAAUUAAGUAGGAGAUAUAACUCGACCUUUUAACUACAUUUAAAACCACGUAUUCGAGUCCCGGCGUUUAUUCAUCUCUUUCUCUUCGAAUACUUUCUCCAUCUGCUCUCUGUGUCAAUAAGCAAAAUUUCGAUUCCUAAUGCUGGAUUCCGUGCACUGUAGAUAUCUACACGUCGCUUUCUAUCGAUGUCAAUUUUCGUAAAAAUAUUUGAAGUUUUAGCUUUAAUUGAAUUAUUUUCUAGUUUUAAUAGGUUAUAAUCUAAUUGAUGUUAAAGUGACACUUAAUAAAACAAGAAAAUAUUUGAAUUAAAACUAAAAAUUAAAAUAUAUUGACAUCGCGCUGAUCGCUUUCUAUGAAUGUCAAUAUAUUUGAAUUUUUAGUUUUAAUUCAAAUAUUUUCUUGUUUUACUAAGUGUCACUUCAGCAUCAAUUAGAGUAUAACCUAGCAAAACUAGAAAAUAAUUCAAUUAAAACUAAAAAUUCAAAUAUUUUUACGAAAAUUGACAUCGAUAGAAAGCGAGGUGUAGAUAUCUACAGUGCACGGAAUCCGGGCCCUAGUCUUGACGAGUACAAUAGUAAUAGACUUGUAAUAGCUAAUUUUCUCCUUUUGGAAAAUCACUGUGGUCAAUAUAAAAUCUGGAUUACAUCUGGUACAUACAAAACAAGAUUAAAUAACGGUGUUCUUACGUUCAGUAGAAGAUGGGUUAAAUAAAAUAGAAGUAGGUAAUUAUUCUGGUGUACUCUAGCUAUGGUUAUUAAAUAACCAUUGUAAAUAAGUGUUCAAUUUUGUUCAAUUUGUGUAAUCAAUGUGCACAUUGAUCGUGUUAUUCAAACGGAAUUUAGUGUGCACCAGAUUCUGCGUGUUAUGUUGAAGCUAGUAGGUCUUUUGGUUGAGGAGGGCAUAUUUUUGUUGGGUUUCCUAAACAAUUCCUGUGGUUUUUGUUCGUUGUUUUCCAGAGCGGAGUCGAUUUUUGUUUGCGCUCCAAAAGAAUGUAUUGGUAGUGUUGUGUUAUUAAGUAUCUUUCUGUAUUCAUUUGUCAGAAUCUCGAGCCCGCGAAGAUAUGACAGUGGAAUGUUGCUGUAUAGUUGUAGACUGAGUUUGAUUACUCCAGAGUGUCAUUCUCAUGAUAGCUACACCUACAGAUGGGUACAUGACAGCUAUUAAUUCAUACUGGUGAUUGCACCUGAAACUUGAGUAAAGAAGCCGGUGCUCCUCAUACCAAAAACCGAGCCUCAUGGUGAUUAACUUCCUUGCAACUUAAGUUUGGCCUCUUUAAAGCUUACCGUUUUAUCUGAUGUCACGCCGAUGUUGAAACAUAAAAUAUUGUGUAAAAACAUUGUUUGUAGAAGCCAUUGCGCAAUUACAAAUUAAAUCCCUUUAUAUAUUUUAUAUCCUUUAAAUAUAUUUUAAUUUAUUUGUAAGGUUAUUUCCCUUCCAGCAAUAGUAGAUGGUAAAACUAUUUCACAUCGUCAAAUGAGAAGUCCGGACAUAAAGCAUUUAAUUUGGUCCUUUCGAGCCGGAUUGAAACCUUAAAUCGCUGGUUUAUAUCCGACUCGAAUAAGGGGUUUAAUUUUUCAUUGGCCAGUCAGAUACUAAUUUCUACGGUGCUCAAUGUUUCAUUGAGAGGAUUUUCAAAUGCUAAAUAAAAAAGAUGUUGAAUUAAGAAGCAACUAUUUUAAGCAGAAUCUUUAAGGCUUUUAUUCUGUUAGCUAUAUCUGGAAAUAUUUAUUCGUAAUGAUAGUUUUAAACAACUAAAAAAAAUAAUGGACUGAUAAAGAAUGGCGUAAGGUUAUCUGAAUGUUGGAAUUUUAAACAGAAUUUUUUUUGUCCAAAUUUUGUCUUCUCUAAAUAGGUUGUCAUCAAGUUUCUAGUUCUAUAGGUUACUGUCUAUGAAGGAAUGUUCAAAGAAUAAAGAAAGGUAGUUGAAGUCGUGUGUUGUCUAUACAUUUCUCAAUAAUAUAUCAACUUAUAGCAACUUUGAAACUUACCAAUUAUUUGAGAAGUAUUAACUAGUGGCUUUCUAGAUUUCCUUUGUUAGUUUUGCUUCUGUUGCGCAUGUCUAUAUAUUUAUUAAAGGUAUUUAUAUCACAAUAUUAAGGUACCAGGCUUGGUCACAAUCAUCACCAAUCAGCCCUUUGCAUCCACUGCUGGAUAUAGGCCUCCCCUAUUUCCGUCCACUGUUUUCUGUCCUGGGCGCUUUGAAUCCACCAGACUUUGUAUUUAUAGCAAAACGAAUAUUUUUUAAGAAAUAGAUCAUUUUUUACAUUUACAUAUUUUGUAUUUAUUUUAUCACCAGUGACAAUCUGGAUCAACUUUUUUAAAUUUAUUUACGACAUGUAUUUUAAAACAAAUUGGUAAAACAUGUAAAAUUAAAUGAAAUGUCUCAAUGAAAACGCUUCUUGUCACCUCACGGUUUACGGAGUUUGGUAAAUUGUGACGGUUUUGAUAAUGCCUGUUGACGAGUAUUUUUCUUUUUGUAGGGUGAAAAAAUAACGCGAACUUAUGGUUCUAUUCAAAAUACUUAACUUUAACGAAACUGCUCAUGCGAUUUACGAAAAAAUAUAUAUUUUUUGUAUAACAUAUUUGUCCUGUACUAAUAAAUUCAUUAUAUACAGGGUGAACCAGUUGGGCCUAAUCGACUAAAAGUGUUAUUGCUAUAAAAUGUGUUCUUUUGGAACAACAGUGGUUAUCUCUUUGAGGGUUUAAAACAUAUUGGUGCAUGCUGAUAUAUUUCUAAUUAUGAUUUUAUUAGUAAACAUUAAUUGGACAUAGAAUGAAUAUUUAAAUAAUCACUGUCUAUCUAAUCCAAUUAAAAUUUAAAAAUAACUUCAAAUGUCACCAUAACCUAAAUUCAAUAAUUAUAAAAUUCAAAGAAUUUCAUUAGUUAUCUGAUCACCAUUUGAAAUCACUAAUAAUCAAAGAAAGAAAAAUACAAUACUUGGGCCAUGUUUUGAGAGGAGAAAGAUAUGAACUACUUCAAAUCAUAUUAGAAGGUAAAGUACAGGGCUACAUAUCAGUAGGAAGUCGCCCUUCGAAAGUAAACGGCGCAAUUAAAGAAGAUAUAUUUCUACUUUCUUGUUCCAAAAGACUUGUUCCAAGUGUUUAUGUUCAAUUACAAGACACAGUUUCUAUUCUGAAGCUCUUUCGAUUUGACAGGCUUUGGACUGAAAUUUUUAACGUGAGUCUGCAGUUCUUUUUCUCAUUUUGAGCAUCUUGGAGACAAAAGUAUUAGCUUCUUUCUCAGCAAAACUAUCAGCAAGCUUGUUUUCAUCAAGUAUUGCUGAAUAUUUCCGAACUAACAUAGCAAAAUCUCACUGAUAGUACUUCUACAAAAAUUGAUAAGUAAGAGAAACUUCAAAAGUUUUUGCUCAGCUUGUUAAGAGAAUUAGAAGAGCUCAAUUUCUAUCAAUUUAGUUUUGCUGCUACAAACAGGCGAGAUCUUACAUUCUUUUCAAAGUAGGGAUGGACCCAAUACUCCUGAAUUCUGCAAACCCUGGAAUCCUCAUAGUAAUCAACUAUAUCCUCCUCGUCGAAAAUCCACACAGUAAAACUACUGCACUGCUCAAAUAAAUAAGCACAACUGAACCAGAAUCAGUCGCUUCUUAGGUGGAGGGUUUUCAUUUAGAUCAUAAACUGGUUUUAAACCGACUGCAGAUGGUAGACUAAUUUUAAAAUGUUGUUUUUAAACAGUUACCGACCUAAGACUUAAAUGAUCACUUUAGUACCUAACCGUCACAGGAACAUCAACGGAAAAGAAGAAGAACUGGUGGAUACAUGUAAAUAUCUGAAACAUAAAUAUUAUUAUUAGGAUUUUCAGAGAUCCAAACACAUGAAUUGAAAAGACGAAUAUAUCUUGGAUGGGCAACAUAUAUGGAAAACUACUAACGACUAACAUCAAAAUGGUAACGGAGGUUGGGUACCAUGUUCCAUUUCCAUACCAUAUUCAGCUUCGUGUCGGGCCUGAUGUCUCCAUGCAUUUUCUAUAUCCCACACCGUUUUCUUGGGUGGUCGAGGUGCAAGAAACCUCGUCCUUCGACGUUUUCUCUUCCAUUUUCGUCUAUUUCCAUCAGUUGCUAUGGUUUCCCCUGGUCUAGAUCGUGGUAGAGGAGUUGCAACCCCCCGAUGAUCGGGUUGAUUAAGUUGAAACACUAAUUACCGGAAUAUAUUUAUUUAAGUCACCAUGUACGGCAGUAACUAGUUGGUGUAAGGGAUGGAUAACGUCUCUUCUCUAACAACUUCGGUUUUUGAAUAAUAAAUAAUCUCUUUCUUUACUUCCUACGUAUCUAUAAAUAAAUCGCAAUUGUUUGUUAUGAUUGACUAUACUUGAAUGUGACCGUGAAUUACUAAUAGCAGUAUAAUUGCUGACUUCGGUGUUUUCAAAAUGCGUGGCCUAGAUUACAAAACCAAUGUCACCCAUUUACGAAAUCCAAACAAUGCAUGUAAAUAAUAUUUGCUUAAGACUUUUAAAAAUUAAGUCGAUAUGGAUUAACUCUUAUUUUUUGGAUUCUAAUAUAAAUCCUUUACACCGAGUUCAGUUAAUCGUGUGGUUGGCGAAUCCACGACACAGAAACUCUAGGGAAAUCUAUCUACCUGGUUAUUUGUGAAAUUAAAAUGAGCCUAAACAUCUUUAAAAAUAAAUUAUUUUUAAAUAUCAACGAUUCUGCACUCCAACCUAUAGAGAGUUUUCUAUAUCUCUAGAUAGAUGUCGCUAACGUGUCCGUACGUAUUUAAUAUUUUAUUUAUAUGCAUACUUCGAUAGCUUGGAUUCAGUUCGCUUCAGGAUACACCAUUUAAUCUAAAGCUGCCUUUCCUUAAUGUUAUACACCCUGUCAAAGGUGUUACUGUUGUCCAAAAUAUAAAAAGUAUCGACAUGAUUUGUAUCACAUGCACAAGUAAAAGCACUUUUUAGUUGAUUAGGCAAGGUUGCUAUGUUUUUAGGGUUGUGGUAGCAGAAAAAAUAGAUUAGCGGUUACUAUGUUAACAUUGAUAUUUGUUUUCAUUGUGAAAUAACAUUUUGUAGAACAUUAUUUUAGUGGAAGCAAGCAUGAUAUUUAAUGGUAUGAAUAAAAAUGGAGUAUAAACUCACGAGUAUGUUCUCAUGUAUAUGAGCAUAAAGUAUAAGCGUGUAUAAGUUUAUUCUCUAUUUCAUAUGAAUAAAAAUAUUUUGAUGUGAUGAGUUUCUACUCACAGUACAUAAGAGUAGAUGGAGUAUAUACUCCAACAUUUGGAGUAUAAACUACAUUCUCAUUUUUAUUCAUACGAGCCAAUGUGUCUAGAUAUAGAUUAUUCGAAUUUGUGUCUAGGUAUACAUCAGUCGAAUUUUUUAGAUUCUCAUAUUGACGUCAAUAAUAGGUACUUUUUAGUUUUGAUUGGUAUUGGAAUUUUAAGUAUUGAUAAAAUAGUAAUCAUUUACUUAUACUAAUGAUGAUAUAUCACCUAUAUUUGGAGUGCCAUUUGACAUUAUCGGAAUUCCAUUGUAAUAGUCAUCUGAAAAUUUGUCAUGAUUUUGGUAAUCUCUUGAUUCUCUCUAUUCUUAGGUGCCCUUUCUUUUUCUGCUGAAGCUUAUAAGAAAGUGUCGACAAUUAUUUGGUUUUUUUUUUGUAUUGAAUUUUAACAUUUACCGUGGUAUUCGUUUUGGAUCCCCUUUUUAGUUAUUUAUUGCUUAACUAGUGGUUUUGUGAUACUACCAACUAACACUUUCAUGUGAUUCGUGUCCGUAGUUUUUAAUUAGUGACCGAUACUACCUUUCUGACUUCUUUUCUAUUUUCCAAAAUUCUAUUUUGGUUAUCUAUUUAUUUCGUAGUUUAUAUGUCGUUUUGAAAAGGUCUUAUGGUAAAGAACUGACUACGAAAAGAAAGAAAAAGAUGGAAAGACAAUAAAUUACACUGGAUCAAGUGAAUAUUUUGGAUAGAAAGGCUAAAAAGCGGUUCUACUAUAAGCUAUUAUUAUUCAAAUAUUGCUGUGGACCCCAAUAUUAGGUUCAUUAUUAUAAGAUCCUAGUUAUGUCUGGGAAAUGAUGUUUGUUAAUUCCAAUAAUUUAUAAAUCGAAUAGAAAAUUGUGAAAAGUGUACUCGUCAAAUGUUUACAAUUUUUUAUGCUAUACUUGUGUACCAAUUUCUACCAAUUUCUUUAAAACGUAAAACAUUUGACCAAUGUGUUUUGCCCGUGAUGACUUAUGGUGCCGAAACUUUGACAUUGACAGCUACAACUUCUAAAAUGCUGCAAAUCGCUCAGAGGAAAAUGGAAAGGUCAAUGCUGAGUAUAUCGCUUCGUGACCGAGUUAGAAAUGAAGACUUAAGACGAAAAACAGGAGUUACCGAUGUAAUUUCCCGAAUUGCUACCCUGAAAUGGCACUGGGCCGAACACGUCGCCCGAAUCAGUGAUGGGAGAUGGACGAAGAGAUUACUUGAGUGGAGGCCGAGAUUAGACAAAAGAAGUAGAGGAAGACCACCUACUCGUUGGACUGACGAUCUCAAGAAAAUGUAUAGAAAUUGGAUGCAAAGUGCUCAAAAUAGAGCACAAUGGACAAAAAUGAGGGAGGCCUAUGUGCAGCAGUGGACGCAAAGGGUUGGAUGCUGAUGAUGAUGAUGCUUGUGUUGAAUAUGAAACCAAUUUGGACUUGUUUUAGGCCAAUAAGCAAUUAUAUUCUGACCCAAGAUUCUUUUUCUUCUUCCUCAGCUUUUUCCUUUUAAGGAGUUGCUGUUCUCUUUCCAGUGGCCCUACAGUCCGAAUCGAGCCAUGGCUUCUUCCAAACUAUACCUCCAACCUUGCUGGUCCCUAGCCAACUUCCGGCUAGCAAAUUUUGCGCGUCCGCUGACACAUCAUCCUCCCACCUUUUCCGUUGCCUUCCGUUUGGUGUUGCGACCUGCAUUUUAUAUAUAUUUUAGCCUCCAUUUUCACUAUAUAACCAGCCUAUUGAAGUUUAUGGUUGUACCUGGACCUCUGUACAAUGUUUUCGUUAAUAAGUCCAAAUACGUUCCUUGUCAGUUUUCUUUCAAAAGCUUUCUUUUUAUAUUUUCUGUCAUCACCCAUGUCUGCAUCCACAACUCGCAUGCAUAACCUUUUCCGUGGCCUUCCGUUUGGUGUUGCGCCCUGCAUUUUACAUAUAUUUUAGCCUCAAUUCUCACUAUAUAACCAGCUUAUUGAAGUUCAUGGUUGUACCUGGACCUCUAUACGAUGUUUUCGUUAAUAAGUCCAAAUACGUUCCUUGUCAGUUUUCUUUCAAAGACUUCCAGCUUUUUUUUAUAUUUUAUGUCAUCACCCAUGUCUGCAUCCAUAACUCGCAUUAUAAUGUUUUCGUUAAUAAGUCCAAAUACAUUCCUCAGCACUUUUCAUUCAAAGACUUCCAGCUUUCUUUUUGUAUUUUCUUUCAUCACUGAUCACCCAUGUCUGCAUCCAUAACUCGCAUACUAUUGGUCUGAUAAAAAUUUUUAGACCCUAAAUUUUAAUCUCCAGUGUGUGUUUUUGAAGCGGAAUACAUGAGUGAAAAGCAAGCUUUAUUUCCCUUUACUAUUAUUCUUUAAAAUGUCCUGUUCUUCUGUUUUAUGCAUUUCAACUCUCAGUUAUGUGAAACUUUCUACUAUUUCGAUAUCGUCCUCUAAUUCAACUGGGCGUCUGUUUCCCCUAGCUCUUGCCUGUGUUAGCUUUUUUGUCUUUCGAAUAUUUUUAUUUCUAGUCCGGUCUCUGUUGUCCUUGUCUUUAAUUGUGAAUAUACUUCUUGCGUUCUGCGAGACAUAAUGCCGAUAUCAUCGGUAUAGACGGCAAUCUGUAUUGAUUUACUUGUUAGGAGUUUAGCUUCUCCUAUAUUUAACUUAAAAUAUCUUAUCACAUAUUCAAAAGACAGGAUUUUCUGAAGAGUCAUGGAUUAACACAACUUGAUCGUCAUUUUAAAUAAUCUUCUGUUCGUUGAUCUACAAAAAAAAACGCUGUGGAACGGUAAAUAAAAAUUAUCCGAAAAAUAUGGUUUUAACAGUUGCGGCAGUUGUUCUUUUCAGUUAGUCAGAUUUUGCCGUUUCCAAAGUCCACUAAAAAUGACCCCUAGCCUAUUUUUUGCUACUACUUCCCUAAAUUGACAUUAACAAAUGAUAGAGUUUAUUUUAUUUAAUUUAGUUCGUUGUACAGAUUAAUUUUUAAAGUAUUUAACUCAUCUAGGUAUAAGAAGAAUUUAUUAUAUAUGUAUACAAUCUUAGUAUAGCCUGAGUGCAAUUUUUUGUACUUUGUUGUUUUUCCAGUGUUUAUAAUAUUAUUUUAUUAUUUUUGUUUAUUAUGUGUUUCGUAUCAUUUAUUUUAUGCAUGUCUGUAUAAACACAUAGAAUUCAUCAAUAAAUUGUUUUAUUUUCUCAA